AUGCCGUCCAGCCUCCCGCUCUUCAAAGCAAUGUCCAUGGCCCAGAAACGGCCCUAUCAGGUCUCCGGGCAUAGGGCUAUCUGCCCCUUCCUCCUUCCACCUCCUCUUGCUCCUGGGCCACUGGGUUUUCGAAAAUCCGGAAAAUCCAAGAGGGUGGUCUCUUUUGUUUGCGCAAUUCCUCAGCAGUUUCCGAGCCUGACGCUGACCCUGCUCGGAAUCCUAGGAAGCCCGUCCAAAGGUAACCCCAGCGGACACCGGUCCUGCCCCCGGGACGCACGACCCCCGCCCCCCACCCUCGCGUGCCCGCGAACACUCAACAGGAGUUCGGAGAGCGAGCCCCGGCGAGCAGAUGGCGCGGCCGGCCGGCCGUCGGUCCGCCCGUCCUCCGCUCGGCCCCGCGGGGCCCGGUCAGUGCUUCCCCCGCGCCCGCAGACCCUCCGCGCCGCCAGCGAGACGGCAGCUCCAAAACAAAAAGGCGAUUCCGGGAGGUGGCGUCCUGAGGAAGGAGGGGAUCGCCGAAGGGGAGGUGAGGGGUGGGGAGAGGGGGAGGGAGGGGAAAGCAGGCUGGAGGCUCGGGCAAACUCCGCCGCGCUUCCGCGCGUCCCAGCGAGGCAGGACCGGCCGGCUCCGCCCUCCCGCGGGCCCGGGGCGCCGCAGCCGAGCCCCCGCCUACUCCUCCGCGCGGCUUCCCAUCUGGCCGGCGCCCCGGCUCGCUGGCGCUCAGUCCGGGAGGCCAGAGGGAGGAGACGACCCGGGAGCCAGGGGGCCCGAGAGCCUCCGGGGCUGCUCCCUGGGACCGCCGCCUCCCCGGCUCUCCCGCCGCCUGUCCGCCCUCGCCGGAGACACCUCACGCCCCCGUGGUUGGAGCGCCGGGCGGGGGAGCUUGCCAGCCGUCGCUGCCUCGCUUCCUGGACUCCGUCAUCCUCCUGCCUUUUCCGUGACGCAAAUGGAGUAAAACUCAGAAAGUUUGCAAAGCGUGGGGCUGCGAGGAGCACCGCGCCAGAACCAGGAUCGGAGGAUCGGGGGCUCAGAUGUGUUGUGACAAGUAGAUGCUCCCUGCCCAGUGCGACUAGAGCCGUGGAAAGUGCACGUGAGGGUACCUACCCCAGCCUGGGUGAGGCAAGGAUCGAGGAAGGCUUCCUGAAGGAGGAGGUGCCUAAGAUUAACUGGUACAAGGUAGUUCUACUAAAGAUGGAUACCUUUGGCUGUUUCGAGGGACAUGGUUCCCAGACCUCUGGCUCCAAAACCCAGUUUCACUGGUUCAGUGAGUGUUCAACUCCUUUUGCAGGUCUGGCAUUUGACCAGAAUAAAGGCCUAUGUACGAACCCCAGAAGCCUAGCUAUUAAUUUGCACAGAGAAAUAAAACUGCCAAGCAGAACUGAAUUUCUGCAUCAAUAGAUCAAGGCAAUUUGGGCUACUCCUUGGGAGGCCCAGUUACCAGAAAGUUAGCUCAGUGAGCCUGGAACCCCCAAGAGGGGAAAAGGUGUGACAAGUUUCUCAGUCAAGUACUUUACAGUCUUGUUUCCUGGCCUGGCGUGGU
Molecule: messenger RNA, 1540 nt
Organism: Saimiri boliviensis boliviensis (Bolivian squirrel monkey)
Lineage: Eukaryota; Metazoa; Chordata; Mammalia; Primates; Cebidae
Source: RefSeq, a predicted model, not a curated record